UAUCAUCUUCCUUAAAAAAGCCCAUUAUUUUUCUGUGACUCUCUUUUUCUCUUUUAUUCGCUUCUUCAAAAUUCAAUUUAGGGCAAACUCGAACUCGCUUCUUUUGACUCACAAACCAAAAGGAUCUCUAUAUGCGUCGCUGAUCUGCCUCUCAGGCUGCAGAUUGAAUAUUUAUUGGGAAAGCUUUUUGAUCAAUUUUUAUUCUGUGACUGAAGACAAGGACAGCUACUUCUCAGCGAGGAAUGAUUUUUCACAUGACCUGUUGACAUUUUUGCUAUGUCGGGGUUACUCAAUUCUUCGCUAAACAGUUCAGCUUCAAAUCUUCCAGAUAGUAAUGGACGUUCUUUUGCCUCUUCUUUCUCUGGCCAGUCUGGUGCAGGAUCUCCUGUUUUUCAUCAUACUGGGACUAUUCAAGGGCUGCAUAACAUCCACGGGAGCUUUAAUGUGCCCAAUAUGCCAGGUACACUUGCAUCAAGAAAUUCUACAAUAAGCAAUGUUCCUUCUGGAGGAGUUCAACAACCUACUGGAAGCCUCUCUAGUGGUCGUUUUGCAUCCAAUAACAUACCUGUUGCGCUCUCUCAGUUAUCUCAUGGCAGCUCUCAUGGACAUUCAGGACUUACAAAUAGAGGAGGUAUAAAUGUUGUAGGAAAUCCUGGAUUUAGUAGUAACACAAAUGGAGUUGGUGGUUCUAUUCCCGGCAUUCUUCCAACCUCUGCUGGUAUUGGUAACCGGAAUGCUGUCCAAGGAUUGGGAGUAUCCCCAAUUUUGGGGAAUGCAGGUCCUCGGAUUACAAGUUCUAUGGGCAACAUGGUUGGUGGGGGCAACAUUGGGAGGAGCAUGAGCUCAGGCGGAGGAUUGUCUGUGCCUGGCCUUGCAACUCGGCUAAAUCUAACCGCAAAUAGUGGAUCUGGAAAUUUAAGCGUGCAAGGACAAAAUAGAUUAAUGAGUGGUGUGCUUCCACAAGGAUCUCCACAGGUAAUAUCCAUGUUGGGAAAUUCAUAUCCAUCUGCUGGUCCUCUUUCACAAAGUCAUGUCCAAGCAGUGAACAGCCUUAGCUCCAUGGGAAUGUUAAAUGAUGUGAAUUCCAAUGACAGUUCCCCUUUUGACAUAAAUAAUGACUUCCCUCAGUUGACCAGUCGUCCUAGUUCUGCUGGGGGGCCUCAAGGACAAAUGGGUUCGUUGCGAAAACAAGGUAUUGGAGUUAGCCCCAUUGUUCAACAAAACCAAGAGUUCAGCAUUCAGAAUGAAGACUUUCCAGCUUUACCGGGAUUUAAAGGUGGUAAUGCUGAUUACACCAUGGAUAUGCAUCAGAAAGAACAACUGCAUGACAAUACCAUGUCAAUGAUACAAUCUCAGCACUUCCCUAUGAGCAGGUCUGCUGGAUUCAACUUGGGGGGAAGUUAUUCAUCCUAUCGUCCGCAGCAGCAGCAACAACAACAUGCUCCAGCUGUCAGUAGUAGUGGUGUUACCUUUUCUUCUGUAAGCAAUCAAGAUCUUCUUCAUGGUUCAGAUAUAUUUCCGUCUUCACAUUCAACUUAUCACUCACAGAACCACGGACCACCUGGGAUUGGACUGAGACCUCUGAACUCGCCAAAUACAGUUUCUGGUAUGGGAUCAUAUGAUCAACUCAUCCAGCAGUAUCAUCAACACCAGAACCAGUCCCAAUUUCGAUUACAACAAAUAUCAGCUGUCAAUCAGCCAUUCAGGGAUCAGACCAUGAAAUCCAUGCAAGCAGCACAAUCUGCUCCUGACCCAUUUGGGUUACUUGGUUUGUUAAGUGUUAUAAGGAUGAGUGACCCCGAUCUUACAUCACUGGCUCUUGGAAUUGAUUUAACAACUCUUGGACUAAAUUUGAAUUCAACAGAAAAUCUUCAUAAGACAUUUGGCUCACCAUGGUCUGAUGAGCCAGCCAAGGGUGACCCAGAUUUUAGUGUGCCACAAUGCUAUUAUGCAAAACAACCUCCUGUUCUACAUCAAGGAUACUUUUCAAAAUUCACAGUGGAGACGUUGUUUUAUAUAUUUUAUAGCAUGCCCAAGGAUGAAGCUCAGUUAUAUGCUGCAAAUGAACUUUAUAAUAGAGGCUGGUUUUAUCACAAAGAGCACCGGUUAUGGUUCAUAAGAGUCCCCAAUGUAGAGCCACUUGUUAAGACGAAUACUUACGAGAGAGGAUCUUACCACUGUUUUGAUCCCAAUACAUUCGAAAUAAUCCGCAAGGAUAAUUUUGUUGUUCAUUACGAGGUAUUGGAAAAGAGACCGGCUCUACCUCAACAUUAACAAGUGUUUUUUUUUUUAUUUUUUUUUUUAUUUACAUUGUAAAGUUUCAUCAUGUACUCUAUUCAUUAGAAUGUAAGUCAGUUUGCAGCAUUAAUGUGGAAGUUUUACAAUUUUUGGUAAUUGUCUUGUCAAUCCUGUUGCGGUGA
Manihot esculenta (cassava) is the source of this 2420-nucleotide messenger RNA. RefSeq names its product probable NOT transcription complex subunit VIP2. The transcript is spliced from 14 exons. Lineage: Eukaryota; Viridiplantae; Streptophyta; Magnoliopsida; Malpighiales; Euphorbiaceae. The record is from RefSeq and is a predicted model, not a curated record. Bases 277 to 2274 code for a protein of 665 amino acids. Gene Ontology annotation, biological process: regulation of DNA-templated transcription; nuclear-transcribed mRNA poly(A) tail shortening. Gene Ontology annotation, cellular component: CCR4-NOT core complex; P-body.